Striga asiatica is the source of this 2830-nucleotide messenger RNA. NCBI's taxonomy places the organism in Eukaryota, Viridiplantae, Streptophyta, Magnoliopsida, Lamiales, Orobanchaceae. The record is from the annotation of a GenBank genome assembly.
GGGAUUAGAAAAAGAAACCAGCUGGAGAGACGGACUCUGAUCUUAAACUAAAAGAAUGAGUUCCAGAGCUGAUUUCUACUCUAUCUUGGUUCCCGUGCAUCGCGCUAGUAGUAGUAGAGUAAAAUUUAAUUAUGUGGGUCGACAGUUUACAUCCAUAUGUUCCAGUCAUCAACCUGUGUUCACUUCGCUUCAACCAAAUCAAAUGUGCACUCAAAAAGUGUUCUUGGCGGUGAUUUUCAGGAACCCAUCAAACGACGACGAGAUUGUCCUCAUCAAGCAAAACCCACCUCACAAAUUCAACGAUCCUGAGUAUGAUUCUUAUCAAGAUUCUCAACUUUGGGACUUGCCCUCUGCAGAAUUAUCACGUAUUGAUAACCCACCGAGUAGUUGCCGAGUUCAAAUCGAAGCUGAGGGAAAUUCUUUGCCAGAUUUUUUGAGCCAAUUUGAUCUUGAUUCAGCUGUUGACCAGGUUCUUGAACAAGCUGUACUUGAGAAACCCAUUAAUAUAAAGUGGAGUUUCUCAAAGGUUGUAGAGGAACCUGAAUUUGGACCUGGUGAUCCUGUGAAGACUGUGUAUAUUGUUGGGAAACUAGAGUGUCAUGAUGGGAAUUUAGAAGAUUGUUGUAAGUGGAUGAGCAUAAAAGAAUGUUCAUGUUUGCUUACGGAAGUGAACUCCAGUAAUGAUCGCAUAGGGCCAUUAGUUGCUCUUGGUCUUCUUAAUGAUUCAAUGCAAUGCGCAAAUUUGCAACUCCCUCCCACCUUGAGAUCUCAGGAAUAUCCUCCUGGUGUUAAAAUUAUUCCAAUGAGAAGCAGAACAGCAAAGCCUUUUCACACAACAAACUUGGUCGUUUUUUCUCCUGGGACUAGUUAUGAUGGCUUAUGUGGUAAUAAUUUUGUUGCAAGGGCAGAUGCACUCAUUAUAGAUCCUGGAUGCAGCUCUAGCAUGCACAAAGAGCUCGAAGAAAUUAUUAAGAGGCUUCCGCAAAAGUUGGUCGUGUUUGUGACUCAUCAUCAUCAUGAUCAUGUUGAUGGUCUCUCUAUUGUCCAGAAGUGCAAUCCUGAUGCUGCUCUCGUGGCUCAUGAAAACACUUUUAACCGGAUUAGUAAAGAUGAUUGGUCUCUGGGAUAUAUCCCAGUUCUAGGAUCUGAGGAAAUCUGUGUUGGUGGCCAACGGUUGAGACUCAUUUCCGCCCCAGGGCAUACAGAUGGCCACCUGGCAUUGCUUCAUGUCACCACCAACUCAUUGAUAGUUGGGGAUCAUUGUGUAGGACAAGGUAGUGCGCUCUUGGAUAUCACGUCCGGUGGAAAUAUGAGUGAUUAUUUUCGCACAACGUACAAGUUCAUAGAGCUGUCACCACAUGUACUAAUUCCUAUGCAUGGUAGAGUUAACUUGUGGCCAAAGCACAUGCUUUGUGGAUAUCUUAAAAACCGGAGAAGUAGAGAAUCUACCAUCUCUAAAGCCAUUGAAAAUGGAGCAAAAACAUUGUUUGAUAUUGUUUCAUAUACAUAUGCGGAUGUUGACCGCAGUCUAUGGAUUCCUGCUGCGUCUAAUGUGAGACUUCAUGUUGAUCACCUUGCAGACCAAAACAAAUUACCCAAGGAAUUCUCGACACAGAGAUUCCUAUCGUCUUGUAAGCUGAACUUUUUUUUGAGAUGGGUGUGGGAAUAUGUACGUUGUAAAAUCAGCAAAAAGCAUAAUCUUCUUCAGAUAGUUACGGUUGCCAGUUAUGGAGUAGUGGCUGCCAGUGCCUUCGGUGUUCUCUACUUUUGCAAACCCAUUUGUAACCUAUCCUUGUCGUCACUCAAUGCUUUUCCUCCUCUCUUUUUGACCCUUCCACCUUCACCACACCAUGCAUGUACACAACAAUAUAAUGAUUAUAGCUCAAAUGUGACACAAAGUUUUAAGAAAUGGAUUUUUCCUAGCCAUCUUUGGCACUCUAUGAGCGAUGAGGAAUUGAUGUGGAGGGCCUCGAUGACUCCUCGUGUAACUGAUUACCCUUUCAAUCGGACGCCAAAAGUUGCUUUCAUGUUCUUAACGAGGGAAAGAUUGCCGUUGGCCCCACUAUGGGAGAUGUUCUUCAAAGGGCACGAAGGUCGAUUUACCAUCUACCUUCAUACCUUGCCGCAAUAUGACAAUGAGCCCGACGAGUCAUCGGUUUUUUACAAGCGUAGAAUACCUAGCAAGUUGGUUCAAUGGGGGAAGUCAACCAUGAUCGACGCCGAGAGACGACUCCUAGCGAACGCACUACUCGAUUUCACGAACGAAAGAUUUGUGCUCCUAUCAGAAACAUGCAUUCCAUUGUUCAACUUAUCCACAAUCUACAACUAUCUUAUAAACUCCGACCAAAGCUUUCUUAGCACCUUUGACGACCCUAGGCGCAUGGGUCGGGGCCGAUACAACAAGCGUAUGGGGCCCACAAUUAAAUUGUCCGAUUGGCGAAAGGGAUCUCAAUGGUUUGAAGCCAAUAGGGAGCUUGCCUUAACGAUAGUAUCCGACGUGACGUACUACUCUGUGUUUAGAAACCAUUGCAUGCCACCUUGUUAUAUGGAUGAGCAUUAUUUGCCAACCCUAGUCACCAAAAUUUGCCCUAACUUGACAUCAACUAGGACCAUAACUUGGACUGAUUGGUCCGGAGGUGGCUCACAUCCUAGGAUGUUUAGGAGAGGUGACGUCACACAAGGGUUUUUGGAAAGCAUUAGAAAUGGAUCCAAUUGUACUUAUAAUGGUGAGAUGAGCACAAUUUGCCAUCUCUUUGGAAGAAAAUUCCAUCCUAGUACUUUACAACCCUUGCUUAAGAUAGCCCCAAAAUUAUUUGGUCUCAGCCCUUAG